Molecule: messenger RNA, 1260 nt
Organism: Brugia malayi
Lineage: Eukaryota; Metazoa; Nematoda; Chromadorea; Rhabditida; Onchocercidae
Gene: Bma-nex-4
Product: Annexin family protein
Exons: 11
Coding region: 1-1260 (419 amino acids)
Cellular component (GO): cytoplasm
Molecular function (GO): calcium ion binding; calcium-dependent phospholipid binding
Source: RefSeq, a predicted model, not a curated record
AUGCAUUCGUCAUCAUCAACAUCCCUUUCAUCGUUAACGGAUAAUUCAAGCACAGAUGAUAGCGUAAAUGUGGCAAAAUUUCCUGUUAGCAAAAGCAUUCCAAACAUACCUGACGAUGAUUAUGGCGUGGAAGUAGAUGGUGAAAUAAUUGAGAAUGAAGCUGAAGAAGGAGAAUGUAAUGAUAAUGAUAAAAUGGAUGAUCAAUCAGUAAAUCAGAAAAAGCUGCUAUCUAUGCCAUUAAUAUAUCAAAUGAAUCUAAAUAAAAAUAAGAAUAUUCGUGGAACUGUAAUUGGUCCAUCAGAUGAAAAUUUUCAUCCGGUAAAAGUAAGCGAAAAACUCCGAGAAGCCUUAAAUGGUCUUGAUACAAACGAGAAGGUAAUCAUUGAGGUCACGGUGGGUCAUAAUAAUUUUCAACGCCAACAAAUUAUGAAUGCAUAUGAAUGUUUAUAUUCCAAGAUGCUAAUGGAUGACUUAAAAAAUGAACUUGGUGGAUUUCUUUUGGACACUAUUUUAGCUCUGUUUAUUCCUACUCAUGUCUACUUGGCCAAUUUACUCCAUCAAUCACUUUGUAAUAAUAAACUGAGUCGUGCUAUUGCAGUAGAAAUUGCAUGUACACGAACAACAACGCAAAUGAAAGCAAUCAAGAAUGCAUAUCGGACAGCAUUUUGCAGUACUCUCGAGCAAGAUGUACUGAUUAAGGUAGAAGGAAUGUUUGGUGUAAUGCUUCAAUUAUUGCUCUGUGAGCCUCGUAAUGAGCAAAUCAAUGAAGCUAAUGUGUUGAUAGAAGAACAUGUCAAUCUCAUUGUAAAGGAUUCAAAUGGAAUCGAAAAGAUAAGCCAUAAUGUAGCGCUAUUUGAAAAACUUUUCAUCGGUCAUCCUUGGAGUCAUAUUGCUAUGGUCAUCGAUACCAUAGAUGCUAAACUUGGUGGCAAUGGACAUUUCGUCGAAACGCAAAUUAUUUAUAACGGAAAUAUUCCAAAUGACAUCAAAAAUAUGUUGCUUACUAUUGUGAAAAUCUCUCGUAACACGCAGUGGUAUUUUGCGGAGAAAUUACACGAUGCAUUGUGCAGUUCAAAACCUGACUAUAAAACUAUUAUAAGGAUCAUUGUAAGUAGGAGUGAGAUUGAUUUAUCGAAUAUUUGCUAUGAAUACAUUCAGCACUACAACCAUCCACUCAUUUUUGAUAUCCGAAAAAUAUGUCGCGGUGAAUAUUAUCAGUUACUCACUUCACUUCUCUCAGAGCAGAAGCAAAAUUCUUAG